AUGAAUGAUUACUCUCGUCUGUCAGCAGUGCAAGCCGGCCAGCCCGAGUUCGCCAUCUUUCGGCGAUUCAUGCCCCUCCAGGCUCUCCAGCUGAACCGUCUGCAGGCCGAAAUUGCGCACCUCAGGCAGGGAUUAGGCACGCUAUUGGAGGCGGAGAGGAAACCUGGAAAUCCAAAGGAGUGGACCCCUAGUUUCUCCUUUGACCAGACUCAAACUUCGGGAGAUGAUGCUCCUCCCAGCUCAAUGCAGAAGGCUCUUUGGGACCGACUUGACGCUAAACUGGAGAAAUAUAGUAAUGCGCUCCUUCGCUAUCGCGCCGUCUCCCAACUCCCCUCCGUUGAUCCUUUGCAUCACAAGCACCUACGCCUUUGGAAUUUGGACCUCGAAAGCGGCCAUGGCUGCAUCCAUGGCGUCGAGGGUGUUGUCUGGAAUUCAGAGAAUGCAGAGGAUCUGACCUCGAUAGCUCUGCGUGCCGAGCCCAGAGAUCCUCUUACGUCUUUCCUCCACACGCGAUUCCUCCCGUUGUAUCACUCCUUGCUCGGGCACAAAUAUAAGCGGCGCGUCUAUAUUGCUGAUGCAUACACAGAUGCAAGGCAGCAAGUGCCCAUUUUCUCAUACUCGGACAAGGUGGUGCUUCAGAUCGUGAACACCUGCAGCACAGUCUUAUCAUCGAUGAUACCUUCCCUCUGCUCGCUCGCCUUAUACUUCAUCCAGCGUGAAGGGGCCAGAAUGGGUGCGAUCGUGGGCUUUACCUUCCUCUUCAGCGUCGUCAUUGCGUUGGUCACACCGGCCAAGAGGAUAGAGACUUUCGUGGCCACUGCCGCCUUUGCUGCCGUCCUCAUUGUUUUCGUUGGAAAUGGCACUUGA
Molecule: messenger RNA, 867 nt
Organism: Fonsecaea multimorphosa CBS 102226
Lineage: Eukaryota; Fungi; Ascomycota; Eurotiomycetes; Chaetothyriales; Herpotrichiellaceae
Exons: 2
Coding region: 1-867 (288 amino acids)
Source: RefSeq, a predicted model, not a curated record